AACAUGAUCAUAUUUAAUAGGAAAGAAUGCAAAAAUUAAAACGUGACAAGAAAUGAAAAUACAAGAGGAAGUAUGAACAGAGCGGGUUUAGUUUAGAUUUAUUUAACUACAGCUGUGAACAUGUCUAAUGAGACAGAGGAUAAAACUAAACAAAAUAAUGAACGUGAUAUGGGUAGCAAAGACUUUAUUGUACCCACUGAAUUUGGUGCCGGGUUGAUAACAACUAUAUGUCUGUCUGCACUUGUAAUGGUUAACCUUAUCUUUACUUUCUUCUUCUACCGCGCUUGGAAGAAAAGACAGGAAGUGCGUCGAAGACAAAGCACGAUUGAAAUGAACACCAAUAAUUCAUACAGUGCACUCGAGCGCAUGACUAGGCAUGUUUACUCCGACGUCCGGGAUUCACGUAUAAGCUUUCAGUCCGAUAGAUACGCAACAAUCCAAUCUGUAACGAAAGCAAAGGAAACGGAAAUUUCUAAAGAAAGUGUGCCACCGCUCAGAGCCAUUAAAAGAGACAGAUUGAAAACCCUAACGACACUAUUUUCAUUGCACUCGAAUGAUGUUAAUCGCACAGUUUCCAGAUUGAAAGCCAUUGAAACAGGUGUCCGAUGAGUUUCGAUGGUUAUUAUUAUACUUUAUAUGACUAAGCAUAUCCUGAAUAUAGUGAAUAAAAGACAUUUGUUGAGUGAUUUACAGUUUCUUUGACCGAUAUUUUGAUUUGGGAAUAGUGCAUUUGUAAUUUUUGUGCACGACUCUAUCAUCAAAUGAAAUAGGACAUAGGGUUAUUCUUAAAAUUUCAAUAUUUUUUAAAAGUAUAUUUUAAAACCUUAUUUUAGAAGACUUGUAAUCUUCAUUAUCUUGCUUGGGGUGAGGAUACAGGCAUUAAGCCUAAUAUUUCAAAUUACAUGAAUACUUGACGUCAAAUUUAUAUUCUUCAUAUUGUAUGGCUGAACAAGUAUCAGUUUUACUCAAUAUUUUUGUGAUCAAACGAGGAAAUUCAUGCCUUCAUUGUGAUGUUAGAUUUUUUUCAAGUGUCAGACAAUAAGUUAUUUAUAUAAAGUUGAUGUUUCACAGCUGGGACUACAUUUUCAAAAAACAAGAUAUAUUAAGAGGAAAAAGAUUUUCAAAGAAAAAUGCCAUGCUCUUCUAAGUUGACAGUACACAUAAUCUGAACGAAAAAUGUUAUCUGUCGUAUGAAAAUAAAAAAUAGGACCGCCAAAAAGAACACUGAUUUUAAAGUAAUCUAUGCUCUUUUGUACUUGACUUCACGAUCACAUUUAUCUAUCUCUUUUGAGCUGCAAUUAAGAUUGAUUGUACAUGUAUAUUGUUUAACGUCCCUCUCGAGAAUUUUUCACUCAUAUGGAGACGUGAUCUGCAAUUAAGAGUUAAAUGCAAUUAAGAGUUAAAUAUUGACACGCAGAAUAUUUUCUUUCUCUAUUUUGUAAGCAACAUAAGUAUCUUCUUAACUACUUUGACUGUCCUUUAUAAGCUGUCUGUAUAAAAACUUUCUUAAGAAGUGUCAAUUUUAUUCUUUUCUCAAAUAUUAAUAAUACAAAAUUUCAUGU
Saccostrea cuccullata (small rock oyster) is the source of this 1562-nucleotide messenger RNA. RefSeq lists its product as uncharacterized. NCBI's taxonomy places the organism in Eukaryota, Metazoa, Mollusca, Bivalvia, Ostreida, Ostreidae. The transcript is spliced from 3 exons. The record is from RefSeq and is a predicted model, not a curated record. Bases 121 to 609 code for a protein of 162 amino acids.